GGAAGUUCCAGGUGGAAAACGACAGAACUGUCUUGUUAUGUCGAUAGUGGUUGUGUCCGUUUCAACUGUAUUAUUGUAGGCCGACUCAUAUUAAGUGUGAAUUCGGUAAUAUCAACAGUGAGUACAAACCCAGCCUGCCUCUCUCCUUCCACACUGAGUAGAAACCUACAGUCACUGGGUCCUGAUUGUGACAGUGGAGCCCAGUUUGCACUGCAGGAUCCAGAGAUGGCAUCAGUGAAGCUGGAGGACUGCAGUCAAACACUGGAGCUGAAUGUCAACAUUAAAGAUGAAGAAGAGGAGGAGGAGAUUAGGACAACUGUUAGUCAUGGAUACCAUGUAGAGACAUUCUCUACAUCCACAGAGCAACAGCAGGAAGAUCAGAGAGCUAAGAGGUCUCAUCACUGCCCACAUUGUGAAGAGAUUUUCCCAUUUCUAUCAAAGCUAAAAAUACACCUAAAAAUACACACAGGAGAGAAGCCCUACUCCUGCUCUGGCUGUGGAAAAUGCUUCAAAACAUCAACUCAGCUAAAAGUUCAUAAGAGAACACACACAGGAGAGAAGCCUUUUUCCUGCCCUGACUCUGGAACUCGGUUCUCUAAACUUGACCACUUAAAAUCACAUGAACGUAUACAUACAGGGGAGAAGCCAUACUCCUGCUCUGACUGUGUAAAAUAUUUCAGAACAUCAACUCAGCUAAAAGUUCAUCAGAGAACACACACAGGAGAGAAGCCUUAUUCCUGCCCUGACUGUGGAACUAGGUUCUAUAAACUUGACCACUUAAAAUCACAUGAACGUAUACAUACAGGGGAGAAGCCAUACUCCUGCUCUGACUGUGGAAAAUGCUUCAAAACAUCAAAGGAGCUAAAAGUUCAUCAGAGAACACACACAGGAGAGAAGCCUUAUUCCUGCUCAUACUGUGGAAAAUGUUUAAAAACAUCAAAUGAGCUAAAAGUUCAUCAGAGAACACACACAGGAGAGAAGCCUUUCUUCUGCCCUGACUGUGGAACUAGUUUCUCUCAACUUUCCUACUUAAAAUCACAUGAACGUAUACAUACAGGGGAGAAGGCAUACUCCUGCUCUGACUGUGGAAAGUGUUAUAAAACAGCAACUGAGCUAAAACUUCACCAGAGAACACACACAGGAGAGAAACCUUACUUCUGCUCUGACUGUGGAACUAGUUUCUCUCAUCUUUCCAACUUAAAUAGACAUGAACGUAUACACACAGGAGAGAAGCCUUACUUUUGCUCUGACUGUGUAAAAUGCUUCAAAACAUCAACUCAGCUAAAAGUUCAUCAGAGAACACACACAGGAAAGAAGCCUUUCUUCUGCCCUGACUGUGGAACUAGUUUCUCUCACCUUUCCUACUUAAAAUCACAUGAACGUAUACAUACAGGGGAGAAGGCAUACUCCUGCCCUGACUGUGGAAAAUGUUAUAAAACAGCAACUGAGCUAAAACUUCACCAGAGAACACACACAGGAGAGAAGCCUUACUUCUGCUCUGACUGUGGAACUAGUUUCUCUCAACUUUCCAACUUAAAAAGACAUGAACGUAUACACACAGGAGAGAAGCCUUACUUCUGCUCUGACUGUGUAAAAUGUUUCAAAACAUCAACUCAUCUAAAAGUUCAUAAGAGAACACACACAGGGGAGAAAAAAAGUUCAUCAGAGAACACAGGCAUGAGAGAAGCCUGCUUACGUCUGCUCUGACUUUUGGGUGAGUUUCUCUCACCAUAGCAACUUAACACACCAAUGUUUAGACACGGGAGAAGCCUUACUCCUGCUCUGUGGAGGGGUGAGCGUGUAAGUCAAACGUCUAGCCAAAGGCUGCGUGUUUGAAUCUCAUCAAGGAGGACUUUAGCAAUUUAGCUAAUUAGCAACUUUGCAACUUCUUACUAAUUUUUAGCUAUGUUAACAUGUUAGCUUAGCAUGCAACUACUUAGCAUGUUAGCUAACCUUUCCCCUAAACCCAUUUAACUCUACCUUAAACCCCUCACCCCUAACCUAGCUAACGUUAGCAACAACAAAUUGGAAUUCGUAACAUAUCAUACAUAUUACAAGUUCGUAUUAUAUUGUAUGAAUAGCAAUGCGUAACAUAACAUAUGAAUUGUAAUUCUUAACAUCUGAUACGUCCUACAAGUCGUAUUAUACCGAACAACAAUCUAAACGCAACAAUUUCAAAGAUUUACAGUUCGUAUAAGGAUAUCAGUCAAUUGAAAUAAAUGAGGCCCUAAUCUAUGGAUUUCACAUAACUGGGCAGGGGCUCAGGCUUGGGUGGGACUUUGGAGGGCAUAGGCCCACUUGGGAGCCAGGCCCAGCCAAUCAGCAUGAGUUUUUCCCCACAAAAGGUCUUUAUUACAGACAGAAAUACAACUCAGCCCCCUCCCAGACAAUCCUGCAGGUGAAGAGGUCCUGGGCUGCCGUGGUUACAUGUGAUCUGCAGUUGUGAGGCCGGUUGGAUGUACUGCCAAAUUCUCUAAAAGGACGUUAGAGGUGUCUUAUGGUAGAGAUAUAAAUAUUGAGUUCUCUGGCAACAGCUCUGGUGGACAUUCCUGCAUUCAUCAUGACAAUUGCACAUUCCCUAAACUUGAGACAAAUGUGACAUUAUUUUGUGUGGCCUUUUAUUGUCCCCCCGCAAAAGGUGCACCUGUGUAAUGAUCAUGCUGUUUUAUCAGCAUCUUGAUAUGCCACACCUGUCAGGUGGAUGGAUUAUCUUGACAAAGGCUGAAAUGCUAAUUAACAGGGAUAUAAACAAAGUUGUGCACAACAUUUGAGAGACAUUAGCUUUUUGUGCAUAUGGAACAUUGCUGUAAUUUUUUAUUUCAGCUCAUGAAACCAAUACUUUAGAUGUUUGGUUUAUAUUUUAGUUUAUUUACUGUGAUAGUCCAAACAUACUAAAUGGCGUGGCACUGAAGUUUUUUGUAUAAUAUAUAACGUUUUGCUCUGAGACCAGGUUGUCCCUCUGCAGUAUUCUGUGUGAAGGAGCUAGUAUACCCUUUUUAAUUUUUGAACCUUUGUUUAACUAGGCAAGUCAGUUGAGAACAAAUUAUUUACAAUGAUAGCCUAGGAACAGUGGAUUAACUGCCUUGGUCAGAGGCAGAACAACAGAAUCUUUACCUUGUCAGCUCAGGGAUUUGAUCUAGCAACCUUUUGGUUACUGGCCCAAUGCUCUAACCACGAGGCUACGUUCCACCCCUAACAUGCAUCAGAUAGAGAUGGUGUGAUGAUAACUUUUCAACACUAGUUUGGUGGGAUUAUUUUACAACUUUAUUUAAUGAUACACAGUUUAUGAAAUGAAUACAUGUGUUUAUUCAUUGUCUUUAAAACUAGAUUAGUUAUUUUAGUUACUGAUCAUGAAUGUGUUUGGAUAACUGCAUUGAAGCAAACUUUAUUGAUCUGCCAAUGAAAAAUAAAGUUACAUGAAUAUGUACUGGUCAACCUCU
Molecule: messenger RNA, 3440 nt
Organism: Salvelinus fontinalis (brook trout)
Lineage: Eukaryota; Metazoa; Chordata; Actinopteri; Salmoniformes; Salmonidae
Product: zinc finger protein 501-like
Exons: 3
Coding region: 226-1707 (493 amino acids)
Biological process (GO): central nervous system development; regulation of transcription by RNA polymerase II
Cellular component (GO): nucleus
Molecular function (GO): DNA-binding transcription factor activity, RNA polymerase II-specific; RNA polymerase II cis-regulatory region sequence-specific DNA binding
Source: RefSeq, a predicted model, not a curated record